Messenger RNA from Branchiostoma belcheri (Belcher's lancelet), 1453 nucleotides. Its product is annotated as WSC domain-containing protein 2-like. The coding region runs from base 29 to 1396 and encodes 455 amino acids. Lineage: Eukaryota; Metazoa; Chordata; Leptocardii; Amphioxiformes; Branchiostomatidae. The record is from RefSeq and is a predicted model, not a curated record. The transcript has 8 exons.
GGCAAUCAAGGAAAGACCGGGGAGAGUCAUGUACCAGCCAUUAACGCUAGCAGGGAUCAACGUGACGUUCCUGGGCUGUUACGAGGACAGUGUUGUUCCCUCCCUCCGGACGCUACAGGAAGAGUUCCUGUCUGACUACAGACGGAUGACGGUGGAGAAAUGUCUCAACCACUGCAGAAAAAGAUAUCUCCCCUUCGUGGGUCUGGAGUUCGGAGGAGAGUGUUACUGUGGGAGGCAGUUACACCGAGGUCCCGCCUCCCUGCCUGACUGUAACGUCACGUGCCCAGGCCACGAGAACAGCACCUGUGGCGGGGUGAACCGGCUGACAGUCUACCACAUCCACCCCAGGGCCAUGGGACGGCCUCCGAAAGACAGACAGAGAGCUUACCGGGGCUGCUACCCUGUCCCGCCCGGGCCGGGGCUGAAGCACGCCGCCUCCAUGCCUGUACGGGACCAUCUCCUCACACCGAGAAGAUGUCGUCUGAGUUGUCACCAGCAGGUAUACACGCUCGCCCUCGUGAGGAAUGCCACAGUUUGCCAGUGUCUGAACGCGAGCGCCACCUGCCGACUCAACAACGCAUCGUCAGAUGAAAACUGCAACUUCAGCUGUUCAGGGAACGAGCGGCAAAAGUGCGGAGGGCCCUCACACAUGUCCGUGUACAGGACAGAAAUUGAAGACCGCAGGUGUGCGACAGUCGGGUUCCUGCCGGACCACAGCUGGCCGCUAGUGGCGCUGGCGAGCUACCCCGGAUCCGGUAACACGUGGGUCCGCCAUCUCAUAGAGAGGGCAACCGGCAUCUACACGGGCAGUUAUUAUAAUGACGGAGACCUGUUCAAUAAAGGGUUUCGAGGUGAGCGGGAGAACUGGUUGCGGAGGAACACGGUAGCGGUGAAGACCCAUCGGUUCGACCGAGCUCACAUCGAACAGUUCCACAGCGCCAUACUGCUCAUCAGGAACCCGUACAGCGCCAUGUUAGCCGAGCACAACCGGAAAUACGCAGGGCACACCGGCCUUCCGGCCUCAAAGUACUACCAGCUACACGAAUGGAGAGAAUUUGUGGAUGGACAGUCCCGAACCUGGACCAACACCAACCUAAACUGGCUGCAGUACAGCAAGCGGCUGCUAGUCGUGCACUAUGAGGACAUUGUGAGAGACACCAUGGGCCAGCUGCACAGAAUCCUAGACUUCCUGGGUCUCCCUGCCUCGGAGGAAAGACUCAUCUGCCUAGAAGCCGACAAAGACGGCAAGUUCAAGAGAAGACGCCAUCUUGAAUUUGACCCCUACACGUCCGACAUGAAAGGUUAUACGAACAUUUACAUCAAAACUAUCGACAUGUCCCUGAGACUGUAUAACCAGACACGUCUGCCACAGGAAUACGCGGAGGACACGUUGUAGCAAAAGAUAUGAGAAAGACACUAUUGGCAUCGAAUUGCUGCUAUACGUUUUUACAUC